Anopheles maculipalpis is the source of this 1143-nucleotide messenger RNA. RefSeq lists its product as uncharacterized. The record is from RefSeq and is a predicted model, not a curated record. The coding region runs from base 1 to 1143 and encodes 380 amino acids. The transcript has 4 exons. Lineage: Eukaryota; Metazoa; Arthropoda; Insecta; Diptera; Culicidae.
AUGGGUGAAAGCAUCAAGGAGUACUUGGAAAGAAUGGAUAUUUUUUUCCAAGUGAACGAAGUCGAAUCAUCGAAGAAAACAAUAAUGUUGUUAACCUUGGGUGGAGCGUCGCUGUACAGUCUUAUAUCAAAGCUAGUGUUACCUGAACAGCCAAAGACGGUAAACUACGAGAAGCUGUGCGUUAAGCUACAAGACCAGCUGGAACAGAAAGUCAACAUAGUGGCGGAACGUUUCAACUUCAGAAACUGUCUACAAAAGGAUCAGUCGGUUGCGGAGUACAUAGUAGAAUUAAAAGCGCUUGCACAAUCGUGUAAGUUCACGUGUUGUUUAGCGGAAAGUUUGCGAGAUCAACUAGUAGCUGGUGUUCGAGACGAAGGAUUGAGAAAACGUCUUCUACGAGAAUCGGACUUAACAUUCGUGAGUGCAGAAAAUAUAGCCAGAACGUGGGAAGCUGCUGAUGAACAAAAUGAAACAUUUACAUCGAAAGAGAAACAGAGGGAAAUGGCGGCGAUUAAGUGCGCGCCAAAACGAAGCGUCGGUCCGAAAGUGCACUACUACCCUGGAAGCAGUACACCUUUACACCAACAGAGCAGAGCGCACAAGCAAGAAAUGAAGUGUUACAGAUGUGGAAGAUCACAUAAUCCACAGACAUGUCCUGCGCGUAUGUGGCAGUGUUUCAACUUACGAAUGUGCAGAAAGUAUUUGUUGGAUAUGAGAUUGAAACCAUUAAGUCUACAAAGGAAGCUAAAUCAUCUUCUAAUCAGUUAUAGAAAUAGUCCAUGUACGGUUACCAAAGUAACGCCAUCAGAAAGAGUAUUUUGUUACGUACCACAUACGUUAGUAGCGAAAUUAAACCCUAGGAAAGGACAUGAAAGACAAACAUCGAGUAAAGAAGAGUCAAGAAGACUUGUUCCAAUGGUGAAAUAUCAAGAUCAUUAUAAAGAAGAAGAAGAAGUCUAUUACAAAAACCACUUUAAGGAAUACGUGAGAUGGAUUCCAGCGAUAAUAAAGAAGAAGAUAAGUAGUCUAAGAUAUUUAAUAAGUCUAAAUGGAGUAGUACGAUUGGUACAUGCAAAUCAAAUAAGGAAAAAGGAUAAAGGAAUCUAUUUACACACAGUCUUCUUAUUCGCCUUGGGGCACUAG